CGCUCGCGGCCGGAGCCUGGGGCCGAGUGGCUCUGGCCGUGUAAACGGGCGAGGGAGCGGGAAGGUGGAUGCUUCAUUGUUCAGCCUCUUAGAAAGCGCUGGACGGCUGCAAAACGUCUUACAGUCGGAAGCUUUGUUUUUAUCCUAACGACCUCGAGCCGCUGACGGCAAGAAGUAUUAGGUGAUGCCAUGGAGAGUGGAAAGCCUGGUCCAGUGCAGGUGGUUUUGGUUCAGAAAGACCAACAUUCCUUUGAGCUAGAAGAGAAAGCCUUGGCCAGCAUCCUCUUGCAGGACCACGUCCGAGACCUCGAUGUGGUGGUGGUGUCGGUGGCUGGUGCCUUCCGAAAGGGCAAGUCCUUCUUUCUGGACUUUAUGCUACGAUACUUAUAUUUCCAGAAGGAAGGUGGCCAUUCAAACUGGCUAGGUGAUCCAGAAGAACCGUUAACGGGAUUUUCAUGGAGAGGGGGCUCUGACCCAGAAACCACUGGGAUUCAGAUCUGGAGUGAAGUUUUCACUGUGGAGAAGCCAGGUGGGAAGAAGGUUGCAGUUGUUCUGAUGGAUACCCAGGGGGCGUUUGACAGCCAGUCCACCGUGAAAGAUUGUGCUACUAUCUUUGCUCUCAGCACCAUGACUAGUUCUGUUCAGAUUUAUAAUUUGUCCCAGAACAUUCAGGAAGAUGAUCUUCAACAGCUACAGCUCUUCACGGAAUAUGGUCGUCUGGCGAUGGAUGAAAUUUUCCAAAAACCCUUCCAGACACUGAUGUUUUUGGUUCGAGACUGGAGUUUCCCUUAUGAAUACAGCUAUGGGCUACAAGGAGGAAUGUCAUUUUUGGAUAAGCGUCUCCAAGUGAAAGAACAUCAACAUGAAGAAAUUCAGAAUGUGCGAAAUCACAUUCACUCGUGUUUCUCCAAUGUCACCUGUUUCCUGCUGCCACAUCCAGGACUCCAGGUGGCCACAAGCCCGGACUUUGAUGGGAAAUUGAAAGAUAUUGCCAGUGAAUUCAAAGAGCAGUUACAGACAUUGAUACCGUUUGUAUUAAACCCUGCUAACUUAAUGGAAAAGGAGAUCAACGGCUCAAAAGUCACCUGUCGGGGGCUACUGGAGUAUUUUAAGGCAUAUAUUAAAAUUUACCAAGGAGAAGAUCUGCCUCACCCCAAAUCCAUGCUUCAGGCCACUGCUGAAGCCAACAAUUUAGCAGCUGCAGCCUCUGCCAAGGACGUUUAUUAUAACAACAUGGAGGAGGUUUGUGGGGGAGAGAAACCUUAUUUGUCUCCAGACAUCCUAGAGGAGAAGCACUGUGAAUUCAAACAGCUUGCUCUAGAGCAUUUUAAGAAGAUCAAGAAGAUGGGUGGGAAGGAUUUUAGCCUUCGUUACCAGCAGGAGCUGGAGGAGGAAAUCAAGGAACUCUACGAGAACUUCUGCAAGCACAAUGGUAGCAAGAAUGUCUUCAGCACCUUCCGAACCCCUGCAGUGCUCUUCACGGGCAUCGUGGCUUUGUACAUAGCCUCGGGCCUCACUGGCUUUGUUGGUCUUGAGGUUGUGGCCCAGCUGUUCAACUGUAUGGUUGGACUGCUGUUAAUAGCACUUCUCACCUGGGGGUACAUCAGGUAUUCUGGUCAAUACCGUGAGCUGGGCGGAGCUAUCGAUUCUGGUGCAGCAUAUGUAUUAGAGCAGGCUACUUCUCAUAUUGGUAAUUCCACUCAGGCUGCUGUGAGGGAUGCAGUUGUUGGGAGACCACCCGUGGAUAAAAAAGCUCAAUAGCAUCUUAACAAGAGAAUCCAGCGAGAACCCGACUAGUCCCUGCUGAUUACUGGGUUUCUGCCGCGGCCACAGGCUCAGGUCCAGAGGGAUGCAGAUCUGGGACCAUCUGGGAAGAGCUGAAACAUGGCACUAAUAAACAAACAGACCUGUCCCGUGGUUUCAAAUUCUUAAACACACUUCCAUUUCUAUUGGGAGCAUUUCUUUUCUUUGCUGAUGUAGAUCUAAGCUUGUGUCUAUUUUCUUAAUACUCUCUGCUUUGUGCACUUUAUGGGGGGCAAGCUAAAGAAAAAAACGGAAAUGUGGUUUUAAGUCCUUUAUGUGCCACUUAGUGCCUUUUAAGAUUGAAUUCGUGCUUUUGAAGACAUGGUAGGGAGGGGAUUGAGGUUAACCCCAUGAAAGAUGUGGUUUUGGGGUGAAACUUGUCAGUUCCUUUAUACCUUACUCUUUUGAGAAGGAUUCCUUUUUUAAAAGUUUACAAAACUUGCAAAAGCUUCAGAACUAAAGACUGAAAAUAAUGCCAUCAUACUUUUAAAACCUUAUAAUAUUAGAGAAUCCUGUUGCCACAUAAUGUGGAAAAAUCAUACUAUAUUUAAAUCUACCAUACACUGAAAUUUAAGGUCUUUUACCUAACAGACUGGCAGUUUUAUUGGAACACAUUCUUUUUUUUGCCUUCAGUCCUGUAGCUUCUUUCUAGAAAAGAGGCAAAGAUGCCUUGAGAAGCCAGAGCAGGUCAUAAUAAAAGAAAUAACUUGAUAUUUAAGAAAAAAGCUUGAAUCUUAAGUGAACCGUGUGACCUCUGAUAAGUCACUUGAACUUGUGCCUUGGUCAGAUUCACUGUUCGUUGGUUUAUGUACGUGUGUGUUUUCUUCCUCACUCACACGGUUGUCAUUUGAGAGGGUUUGUUUUUGAGAGUUCUGCAUAAGAACAGAACUUUAUUAAGGAUUAGAGGAAAGACAUUACCAAACAUUACUGCCUUUCAUUGGUGUCCUGUUUCAUGUGGCUUAGCAGUAAAUCAGGUCUUUAUCCAAAACAUUUAUUUACAUUCUCCUAUGCACUGUUUAGUAUUUUUAAUAAUAAAGCUAAAACUGUCGAUUUUAUUUAUCGAAUCUUUCUUUCUUUAACUUUACUUGACUAGUCUGGUAGCUUUAAAAUAGAUUUGGCUUAGUGAGGACCAAAGUCCCACCCAACUAUGGACAAUACCUAGAAGUAUCUAAGAAUUCUUUUUUAUUUACCUUGAUUGUGUGAUAAAAAAUUUUUAUCUAUUAGUUGCCGUUUUGUUUGAUUUAUAAUGGGGAAUUAUUGUGGAUUUUAAAACUUCAUAAAACUUGCCUGCAAACGUGUAUAUAAACAUCCAGGUAUGUGAGCCUUAAUUCUUAAGAUAAUUUCUGUUGUGGGAGGGAGGUGGGAAGGCUUAGGCCAAAUCUGAGCGUAAAUUCUACAUACGUGAAGUAUGAAUGGAAGGUGGAAGGAAGAAAGUCUCUGCUAGCAUGUAAUCUUUAUCAAAGAAUUUUCUUUUGACUACUUUAACACUUUACCAUGCAAGUAUUUUUAUAAGUCCUGAAUUAAUUGCAAGCAUUUUAUAUUUUUUUCAUAUUUACGUACCAUCUUGCCUUGAAGUUCUUGCUUUUCUAUUUAAUUGCCGUUAAAUAUUAGAAAAAUUCCAGCUUGUUCUAAAAACUGUUUACUUGCAUAUCUGAUGCUUAGCUUUGACUGUUAAAUUGAAAGCUUUGUUUUGAGAUUUUGGUGCAUUUUCAGUUGGCCUCUCAUCUUCCUGAAGGUUCAUACUUAGUAGCUAAAGGCCUUAUAGAUGUUGAGAUUCUUAGCUUUUAAUGCAUUUUUAAAGCACAUUUAUAGAUUUCAGAAUAAUUGUCUAAAGUGAUCCUACUUUUAAUGGUGAGACAAUGAUGAUGUGUCUAAAACAUUUUAAUACUAAAGUAUUUGAUUUUUUUUAAAUUUAAAAAUGUGAUAAUGUAUAAUUUAAUGAAAUCUUAGGAUUUAGUUACUGUUUCAAUUCACCAUUUCUGUUUUGAUCUUAAAGGAAUAACUUGGUUUAAUUACCCUGGGGAAGCCUUAUUUUUUUGUCUUUAUUAGGUAACUUAUUCUGCCUCUGGAAAGUGUUUAUAAAGUUUUCUGAGUGAGGAUUCUUAUGAGUUUUAUUUGGCUCUUUUCUCCUUUAACAGUAAAUUGAUGGUUUUAUAUCAGCUUUUUCAGUAGAAGAUGCAUUCCCAUUGCUGACUAUAAGUAGUCUGGGGGAGAUUUAUAACCAGGUUGCAAAGAAUGUCUUUUACCUUGUAACUUCCCGCAGCCUUUAAUCUGUGGUUCAGGGACAUUGCCUAGGAGCCCAGACUAAGUGUUGGCUGGUGUUAGUUGCUCUGCUGCUCCCGGCCGGCCUUUCCACCCGGGCAUUCUUAAUUUGCACAUUCCUAACAGUAUAUGGGGUAUGCUCCUAUUAACAUAUAAAAGGAGGUUUCCAAAACUUUCUAUGAAAAGAAUUCAUUUCAGGGGAAGUUAAAUGUUAGGUUUUUUGUUUUUUUAAUACUUCCAGCUAGCUUCUUAUAGUAAAAACAGUAGAAUCAAAAUUGUGAUUCUUUCACUGAGAAAUCUCUCUAGAUUGGUUUGUAGACAAAAUGAGGACAAACUAGCAUGUAUGAUGAUGGAACACCUUCAGACCAUACCUUAUUUAGCAGUGUACCAAGAAACCUGUUGGUUCCGUGGAGGUUUAUAUGUUAACACCUACUUUAUACUUGGUAACGUUGCCUGUGAACAUUGUUUUUGCAUUACCUCUUCUUUCUCUUUUCUCUUACUCACCUGAAGUAAAAUGCUUUAGGCCAACAAACAAACAAACAGAUGAAGUGCCUUGU
Messenger RNA from Diceros bicornis minor, 4622 nucleotides. It is a transcript of the gene ATL3, whose product is annotated as atlastin GTPase 3. NCBI's taxonomy places the organism in Eukaryota, Metazoa, Chordata, Mammalia, Perissodactyla, Rhinocerotidae. Gene Ontology annotation, molecular function: GTPase activity; GTP binding. The record is from RefSeq and is a predicted model, not a curated record. Gene Ontology annotation, biological process: endoplasmic reticulum organization; protein homooligomerization. The transcript is spliced from 13 exons. Bases 190 to 1761 code for a protein of 523 amino acids.